CAAUGAAACAACCGUGUCUGACAAAACCACUCAGCAUUGAUGCAAAACCCGAUACACUACAUAAAAAAAAAAAAUGACAAAGAAUAUUUGAGUCCCCAGCUAAAUUGAAAUAAAUUUUUUGAUCGAGAAAUGAUGAACCAAUAAACUCACUUUCCAACGAAACGAGCAUUCGCUAAAAAAUACUAUCCACUAAAAAAGAUAAGUAAAAAAUAUAAAGUGUUAAUCUAAAAGAGCCAACUUUACGCGAUUGUCAAUGUGUCACUUUGACUAAUGUCACCCUAUGCUAAUCCCCGUGCUUCGAACGCUAUUUGUUUACAAAAAUGUAUUUCCCUUCUGUUUUUGGUUAAUCACAGCAUUUGUGAGUGUCAAACCCCCAACAAGUUUGUGCAAUAUGAUACAGUGAAUAAGAAAACCAUUUCCGAACUUUGUUGGAAAAUCAAUCAUGCUAAUAAGUAACCAGUUACAAGGAACACAUUGUUAAAUAACGUAAUGGAACUUAAAGUGUGGGUGGAGGGUAUUCAACGAAUCGUAUGCGGUGUCACCGAAUUAACGACCUGCCAGGAUGUUGUUUAUGCUCUUGCCCAUGCUACGGCUCAAACUGGUCGAUUCACAUUGAUCGAACGUUGGCGUUCCAAUGAACGACUGCUGGCACCCCAUGAGAACCCAGUCACAAUAUUGAUCAAAUGGGGAGAAUAUGCAUCCGAAGUCCAGUUCAUACUCCGUCGAUCUUCUCCACACAGCAACAAGACGCAGAAUAGCUCAGUAGUCGAAGGUACUCAGGGCAACCGAUUUAGUGGAAUGUCCGUACAUUCGAUUCAAGCUUCGACAGCUGGUCACUUGCACGAUGACGCAAAAUCUACCACACCAGUGGUGAAUGUAGAUGCUGGCCAGGGUAUUCAAGAACGUAACUGUGACAUUCGAAAAUCUUUGACUUUUAAUGGACUGCAUGGUAAUAAUGCUGAUAGUAAUGUUAAGACUCAGGUUGAAAAUAUCGCCAUUAUUCAACCUACUUUGCAAUCAAAAGCUAGAGUUUCUAGCAUACGAAAAUCUGCUCAUAAAAAUGUUCCAUCACCAACAGGUAUCCUCUCAAAUGACGGAAACGUAUACUUUUCACGCAAAAAAGUUCGAGAGUUGCCUCCUUACAGAGAUCCUCCAGGUCCAACAUCUCCGGUGAGGACCCUGCCACCAUAUCGAGAGCCACCACCACCUUCUUCAAACAGUCCCAGUCGAUUACAGUAUCAAGGAGAGACGAAUAAUUCCAGUUCACCUCAUCAUAAAAAUAAUCAAUCAUCACCCAGAAAUUCAAUGAAAAUAAAGCGAAAUCUCAACCAGGAACUUCAAGAAACUAACGAUUCUUCGCAGUCGAGUUAUCCAGCUGAUCAACAAACGUGUAUGGUGACGGUAGCCUAUACACAACGAUACGUUGAACUCAUUCGACUAGUCAACAGGCAACGUGAUACGAUCAACGCUCAGCAAGCAGAUCUUACCAAGUUCGAUGCGGAAAUUCUAUACUGGGAAACUAAAAGCCGUGAGCAGUCUCACCAGAUGGAUUUUAUUUCACAAGAAGUAAACCGGAUGGAAACAAGUGGUCGUAUGAUCGAGGAACAUUUAAAAGAAUUGGCACACACGGAAGAGGAAAGUGAAAUAGUUCGACAACAAGAAAAAACUUUGAAAUCCGAAAUUACACUUUUACGAUCGAAGCUUGCCAACUGUGAAACCGAGUUGCUACAAUGCAAGAAUAAGAUGAGGCUCGUUAUAGAAGAAUUGGCGUUGGAGCAACACGAUGUGAAUCGCGAAUUGGAUGAACGACAAAUUAUGGAACGCAAGAUGAUAGGGGAAUUAGAACGGCUACAGGAAGAGGUCGAGCAUGCUAAACAAUCGGCAGAAUUAUCGAGUCAGUGCGCAGAAGUAUUAAAGUUCGAAGUCAGUAGUCUCGAGGUUAUUAUCAGUGAAAAGAAAAUGCAAGUUGAGCGUUUGGUAGCCGAUAUGAAAGAAGCCAAUUUGCAAAGUCUUGCUGCUGCAUCCCAAGAUGAUCCAGCCAAAUAUUUACUGGAAGGUAUACAAAAACCGGGCAGUAUGCGAAAAAUCAUCGGCUCUCCAAGACAAUUGGAGACAGCGGUUCCAACGAGCAAAAAUCCGCAUGGUGUCUGGGUUUAAAUUCAGAGUGAUCUGUCACUCACCCUAACAAUCGUGGCAAUCGUUUUAUCGCGUUGUACUGUUACGAAAAUACCCAAACUCGCCAUAAUAAUCAGCAGUAAUGUUUCAUCACUUAAAAAUAAUAGAGAAUAUUUGUUUUAAUUUAAAGGAUAUACGAUUUUAUAUGAGUUCACUAAUAAAUACUGCAAAAAGUCAACAUGUCGAUUGCUAUUGUUGAUGUUAGCUUUAUGAAUGUUCAAAAUAUCAGUUUAGACGGCACUUGGAUCGUAAUUUUGAAGUAUUCACAAAUUACCGACGUUUCACGAAAAUUUCAGUGAUUUAUGGACUCUCGGUGACUCUCCGUUAUAUUUUUAGCAUCCUUCGUUGUUCCUGACAUGAAUAUUCAAGAUCCGGUAGACUUUGCGUAGCUCUUUAUAUAAUUUCAAACGAAAAUGUUACUAAUGUGAAGUUUAUUGUGCACAUUUAUGUAAUUUUUUCAAAUACCCGUGUCAGCAACGUUCGAUGUUAGUAAUCGAUUAAGUAUAAUUCGUUAAAAAUGCUUCUUCACAUUGGAUUGUUACGUUCCAUAGCUCGAUUGUUUAUUUACACCGUGUACGUGCACAUAUACCUUUGAUCUAAGUGUGAUAUGUAGAGUAGAAUUUAAACAAAAAUUGUAAAUAUUUAUUUACAUUUGUGUUCACUGAGCUAGGAUUCAUUGCUUUUUAUGAUAUAAAAUCAAAAUUUUAAUUAAUAUUUAAUGAAAUCUGGUCACCAAACUCGAUUUGUGAGAGUUCGCAGAUUCAAUACUUUACAGGUAAUUUUGGAUUAAAAAUAAAUAAAAAAAACGUCAUUUUGUUUGCAUUUACAGCGGAGUGUCAAUUUUUUUCGAGAAUUUAAUGAACACUUCGAUCAUUAUAUUCACUCUCAAUGUCUCUUCGGAACGUCUGUCAUGUUUUCGUAAAAUGUACAAUAUCUUUUAACGACAUUGGGAUUACACACCCGAAUACUUUAUAUUUGUUGCAAUAGAUAAAACUUUGUAAUACGUACCAUGACAUUUAUAUAAACCAAAAAAACGGAUGUUUUCUAUAGAUUCAUAAACUGGAUGACCAACGGAAUUGAUAGUACAUAAACGAAAUGAGAAAUAAAUACGCAGGGACACGUUUCUACUAUAUUAUUUAUUUGCAAACUUCAAUACUUCUGUACGUGUAUAUUUUCAAUAAAAAAAUGAAGAUACAAUUA
Venturia canescens is the source of this 3375-nucleotide messenger RNA. It is a transcript of the gene RASSF8, whose product is annotated as ras association domain-containing protein 8. The record is from RefSeq and is a predicted model, not a curated record. Gene Ontology annotation, biological process: signal transduction. The transcript has 10 exons. Lineage: Eukaryota; Metazoa; Arthropoda; Insecta; Hymenoptera; Ichneumonidae. The coding region runs from base 490 to 2157 and encodes 555 amino acids.